Molecule: messenger RNA, 741 nt
Organism: Gastrolobium bilobum
Lineage: Eukaryota; Viridiplantae; Streptophyta; Magnoliopsida; Fabales; Fabaceae
Product: transcription factor MYB15-like
Exons: 3
Coding region: 1-741 (246 amino acids)
Source: RefSeq, a predicted model, not a curated record
AUGGUAAGAGCUCCUUCCUAUGAUAAAAAUGGAAUCAAGAAAGGGGCAUGGAGUAAAGAAGAGGACGAGAGGUUAAGAGCUUAUAUUCAGAGAUAUGGUCAUUUUAAUUGGCGUCAACUCCCCAAGUUCGCAGGUUUAGCAAGGUGUGGGAAAAGUUGCAGACUUCGUUGGUUGAAUUACUUGAGGCCAGAUCUAAAACAUGGGAACUACACCCAAGAGGAAGUUGAAUUAAUCAUGAAAUUACACCAACAACUUGGAAAUAAAUGGUCCCAGAUUGCUGAAAAACUGCCUGGGAGAACGGACAAUGAGGUAAAGAACUAUUGGCAUAGCCACCUAAAAAAGUGCUUGAAGAGCAAAGAGAACACAACAUGUGAGUUGAAGUCGAAGCCAGGUAAUAGUCUUGAAGGAAAUGCGACUUGUAAGUUUGUAAGAUCUGAAAGCCCAGAUGCUGAUGUUGGUGAUGAUUUUCAUAACAUUUUCGAAAGCUCAUUGCCCAUGUCGACAGAAACUUCAGAAGGAGACAACGAUUCCCUUACCUCUAAUGUUGCACAAUCAACCAUGAACUGCUCCAGAGGAAAAGAAGAUUUUAGUGUUGCUCCAUGGGUAACAUUCGAAGAAUUUAGCGGCGAUUUUUGGACUGAACCAUUCGUCGCAGAAAAUACAUAUACUGAUGAGAUAUGUAGUGGUGAAAGCGGAGCCUUCUUGAUACCAAAUUUCUACGACGGUGCAUAUUUGUUGUAG